AUGGAGAGGCGUCCCCUGUACGAUCAGAUUCUCAUGGUGCUGCCGCCCCUGCUGCCGCUGCACCAUGUGCUGCCGUCCCUGCGCCGAGCCAAAGUCGUCACUCACGCCAAGAAGCUACUGCAGCUGCUCAUAUCGCAGCUGCUGGGACUGCCUCUAGCGAAGCACUCCUUUCUCUCCACUACCGAUGGCACCCCCUCCAGCAAGUACCUGUGGCACGUGCAGACUCUCUACCAGCCAGUCAUACCGCACUGCACCAAUCCAGACCUCCCUCUCUGGAAGCACUUCCGCCGACGCUUCCUCCUCCCCACCCCUCCCCUCCCAGACCCCACAGCCGAUUCCACCACCCCCACUCCCACCCUCUCCUCCUCCUCUUCCUCACGUUCACUCACUGAAGAAAACCCCUCGUCUGCUCUCAGCGACCCCUCCUCUCCGCUAGAGCGUGUGCCGAAGGUGCCGCCUGGGUUCCUGGAUGGGGCGCGAUCGGUGUUCCCGUCGCUGCCGGCUCUGCCGGUGGAGGGGUACGCGCAGGGAGGGGACCUGCACGGCUCGUGGGUGCCGAUCGGCGACCCCUCCUCUCCGCUAGAGCGUGUGGUGAAGGUGCCGCCUGGGUUCCUGGAUGGGGCGCGAUCUUUGUUCCCGUCGCUGCCGGCUCUGCCGGUGGAGGGGUACGCGCAGGGAGGGGACCUGCACGGCUCGUGGGUGCCGAUCGGCGACCCCUCCUCUCCUCUAGAGCGUGUGCCGAAGGUGCCGCCUGGGUUCCUGGAUGGGGCGCGAUCUUUGUUCCCGUCGCUGCCGGCUCUGCCGGUGGAGGGGUACGCGCAGGGAGGGGACCUGCAUGGGUCGUGGGUUCCCAUAGGCUGGCAGGCAGGUGAGAGUGUGUGGCGGCUGUCCUACAAGGUCGUUCUAUUCCAUGUCGUGGUGGCACAUGACUCAAUGCGCUGCACCAAGGCCCUGGGGCAGGUGGUGGUGGCACACGACUCAAUGCAAUGCACCAAGGCAUUACGCCAGGUGGUGGUGGCGCACGACUCAAUGCGCUGCACCAAAGCACUGGGCCAGGUAGAGGAGCUGCUGCACCGAUACUUCCCUGCUGACAGAAUCGUCGUCUUCUCCUCCAGCAGAAAGAUCAUGGAAGGAAAGCACAUAUUCAACCGGGCAGCUCUCUUCAUAACCUGUCUAGGCCUCGCCAUCACCAACACCAUGUUCAUGCCGCCCCGGGCGGCGGUUCUCGACCUCCGGCCGCCCAUCCCUGUCUCCCACACCACCCGCUACACCCUCCUCUCCCGCUCCUUCGCCUCGGCCAACGACGUCCGCUCUUUCGUCCUCAUCUGCCAGCCGGGCGGCGACAAUGAUGACGUGGCAGCGGGAUCCGGCCAAUUGGAGUGCAACACGCGGGAGAUUGACGAUGUCAUUGAUCGCAUAGCUCACGACAUCUACACCUCGCCCGCUGCUGUAGCCGCGGCUAUGUCCCCGACCCGCGACGCCGAAGCUGCCGCCGAAGCUCUCGCCGACGCCGAAGCUAGCGGCCGGUCGCUGCUUCGGCCGACGGACCUGAUCCGAGGCUCGGUGCUUCGGGGACCGCUGCAGGUUCAGAAAUUCCGAUCCUGGAUGAAAUGUGUAGGUCAGGAAGGCAGGUGGGUAUACGACCCGAAACCCCGCCGAUUACCCUGGUGGUUUAUGGGGAAACCCUACCAAUGUGACUCACCAAUGAGCGGGCGGCACCAUGGGAAAUCAUUGGGGGAAGCUGAUGAGAUUGCGGAUGCUAGGGGUGAUCCGGAGGAGUGGACAGUUAGAGAAACUCUCAAGUACAAAUGGGGUGUGCCGGCUAAUGCCUGCCCGAAGGUGCCUGUGCGGUCGUGGGAGGUGGAGGAGGAGGAGACAGAGGGCGGGAGGAGGUAUCGCGGGAGGGAGGCCAGAGCGGUGGAGAGCGGUGGGGAUGGGCGGGAGACGAUGCGGAUGACGAUGCGAUUCUCCCACUCCAGCUGGAUGAAAUUCUCCCCGGAGAAAUUCUGUGAGAGAGUGGGGCGAGGGCGGCUCUUCCUCUUCCUGGGAGACUCUCUGAACGAGCAGCUUUCAGAGGCCUUUCUGAACAACCUUGUGCUGAGUCUCCCGAAACCGGUUUCCGAGGAGCAUUUGAGAAUGGAGAUUCCGAGGUAUUGCUCCGAUUGGCACAAUGAUUCGUCGGUCCGGCACGCCUUUUGCAAGUUCUAUUCGGUCAGCGAUGACGUCUGCCCGGGACUUCGGGCAGCUUACGUGCGAACGGAUCAGCUCACCCUGUCGAAUCCUCGCCUGUUCGAUCGACAGCCGUGGUCCCGAAUGGAAGUUAUCCGCGAAGCCGAUGUUAUUAUAAUCAAUCGCGGGCCGCACUAUGAAGAGGAUGAGCUCUACGCACCGGUGCUUGAACGCGCCCUUAUGUACCUCCGAAGCCGCUUUCCAGAAAAGCUCAUAAUCUGGCGAAACACGCCGCCCGGUCACGCCAACUGCUCCGGUCAGAAAACCCCGCUGAAGAAACGGCAGGAUCCGGGGAUUUUGCCGUAUAACUGGGAUAAGUUCGCGCGUCAGAACAAGCUUGCGGAGGUGAUUGUGAAGAGGUACGGAGCUGCUUAUAUGGAUGUGGAUUCGAUGACGGCGCUGCGAGCGGAUGGGCAUAAGGAGUUUGUGCCGGCAGUUAACAAGGUGGACUGCUUGCAUUAUUGCCACCCGGGGCCGCUGGAUGGGUGGGUGGAGCAUCUGUAUAACACCCUCUCUUGGCUCAUGGCACCUCCUCCUGUUGAUGCGUGA
This is a messenger RNA of Closterium sp. NIES-65, 2778 nucleotides long. NCBI's taxonomy places the organism in Eukaryota, Viridiplantae, Streptophyta, Zygnematophyceae, Desmidiales, Closteriaceae. The record is from the annotation of a GenBank genome assembly.